AUGGCGCUCAGCGACACCUAUCUUCCAGGUGCUCUCGUUCUCGCACACUCCCUCAUUGACAAUGGCGCUACGAGGAAACUCGCCGUCCUGGUCACGGAGAAUACGGUGUCUGCCGAAGCUAUCUCGCAGCUUCAGACCGUAUACGACUAUGUGAUACCCGUUCCGACGAUACGCAACGUCCAUCCCAACCUCCAGCUCAUGAACCGCGCCGAUCUCCAUUCGGCCUUUACAAAGAUCGCGCUUUGGAACCAAACCCAAUUCUCCAAAAUUGUCUAUGUCGAUGCCGACAUCGUCGCGUACCGGGCGCCCGAAGAACUCUUCGACAUUGAUGCCCCCUUCUCCGCUGCCCCGGAUAUCGGAUGGCCCGACAUCUUCAACUCAGGUGUCAUGGUGUUGACGCCUGACGAAACGGAGUACGCCCGCCUAGCCGAUCUCGCCGACCGCGGCGUGUCCUUCGACGGCGCUGACCAGGGCCUCCUGAAUCAGCAUUUCGGGACCAACUACAACCGCAUCAGCUUUACCUACAACCUCGGCCGGGGAGGUGCUGCUGACCUUAGCCCGCACGACGGCAUGAUUGCGAGAUGGUGGGCGGUAUAUGACCGACAUUACGGUAAUGGCAGGAACCAGGCUCAGGAUGACGCGCAAGGAAAGAAGCAAGAGCUUGUCCAUAGUACCCAGAAUGCACCACCCGAGCCGGCGCGCAAUGUGAAUGAAGGCUUCUUCACCGGCUUUACUCCGGGGAAACGAAGGGAGAGCACUACCAGGACUACGACCGCCACGAGCAGCCCCAUCAACAGCAUCACACGCACCACCACGAACAUCAUGAACACCACGGACACGGACACCAUGGACACCAUGAACACCAUGAGCACCAUGAAGGCCAUGAAAACCACACCCAUCAAGAACACCAACCGGAGCAGCAUCACGAGCAUAAUCAUCAAGAACAUCAAGGUAAUCAAGGUAGUCAAGGGCAUCAUCACGAUAGCCCUCAGGACCGCCACCAAGAGCAUCACCAAGAAAGUCACCCCGGACAUCAUGAAUCCCAGCAUCACCAUCAGGAACAACAGCCUCAAGCUCCCUCGAUGCAGGCAACCUGGGAUGCACAGUGGCCUCCAACUUUGGGCCUCCCCAUCCGCGACCAACGCCUGGGACGAGGUGCCCGGAAUCCGAAAGUAUAUCGAGCGCGUCAUGGACCAAACCGGGCUGGGAGGUCCUCGGCGCUAUUCCGCCGCCGCGACACGCGCCGCGCAACGACAGCAGUGGGAGGCGGCAGCCGCCACAACAAAUCGCCGGGAAGGGUUCUUCAAGGUGACAGAUUUCCCCAGCGUGGAUGACCGGCCAAGUCUGCCCGUAACACCGGCACCUGUGCGGACCGGAGAGGGUGAGGAGGUUGAACCCGUAGGAUUCCCGAUUCCACCCAUCGGCGACGAUGAAGACGCGGCGGCAAGCGACGGCCAGGGGAUUACAGAAAUCAAACCCCGUCUCGCCGAAGCCGAGGGUGUCCCGCCGCAGUCUGACUGGAACCCGGGGGCGCAACUCGAGAGGUUAGCCAAGCUACACCACGUCGACACGCGAUCCGUACUCAGGAGGCUUUCGGCGGACGAUCCAGCCGCGCGGCGCAUAGAAAUCCCCGACAGAUCUCUACCUCCGAGCUCUGAAGGGGUGCUUCACCUCGAUCAUUCCCUUGGACGGCAAGAGCAAGAGCAGCGCCGCCACUCGCAUCAGGAGCGCUCCGUUUUUUCUGAGAGGACACGGACCGAAGAGCGCCAUAGUUCGUGGAGCAACGCCUCCUCCACGACCGCUUCGAUCAGAACUAGCAAGGGAGUGCCGAUUCUCGCUCCGGUACCCGUGAAGGCUGGCUUGCCAGCAAGCAAAGCCGCGACAGGCCGUAUCAUACCUAUUCUUGACGAGCACGAGGACGAAGUUGAAGAGCUGUACAAUGUCAAUGGAAAGUCGAGCUCGGGCUCAGGCUCGGGCUACGCAACCAACUCUUCGUACAGCACGAAGCUCGAAGGAGACGGCACGGUGCAAUUGCCCAGCUACUCUGGCCCUGGGGCUGCCUGGGAGCCCGACACUUAUUUUCCGAGAAAUGUGACGGCUGCGCUCCCGCCGGAUGAGGAGAGAGAUAUCCUCGAGACUUGA
Messenger RNA from Parascedosporium putredinis, 2142 nucleotides. NCBI's taxonomy places the organism in Eukaryota, Fungi, Ascomycota, Sordariomycetes, Microascales, Microascaceae. The record is from the annotation of a GenBank genome assembly.